This is a messenger RNA of Drosophila montana, 2822 nucleotides long. Its product is annotated as ubiquitin-conjugating enzyme E2 Q2. The transcript has 9 exons. Gene Ontology annotation, biological process: protein polyubiquitination. Lineage: Eukaryota; Metazoa; Arthropoda; Insecta; Diptera; Drosophilidae. Gene Ontology annotation, molecular function: ubiquitin conjugating enzyme activity. Gene Ontology annotation, cellular component: nucleus. The record is from RefSeq and is a predicted model, not a curated record. The coding region runs from base 1213 to 2409 and encodes 398 amino acids.
AAAUAUCGUCAGACGUUCGCGGAAGACGAUGUACAUAGAUUAUAAUUCCGGAGACUUUUUACACGCCUACGUGAUUGCCAAGUUUCGGGAGCAUAUUGUAGUUAAAGGCAAUAAUUCUAGUUUAAAAUGUGCACGUCUUGGUUAAUAUAUAGAACUCUCUAACUCCCAAUAAUUUAAAUUUUAAGCAACAAAAGCAAUAACAAAAAAGAAAAAAAGAAGGCAAUUCGCGUCCACACAAAUACAAGUACAAUAACUGCGAGACAUUAAGUCCAUUUGCUACAAAAAAUAUGGCGAAGGCGAAUUAGUGCAAUCUUGGAAACUUUCAUAUGUACAUACAUAGUUAAAAUUGAUAUAAAUUGUGUUCAGAGUGAAGCCAAUCAAAGGACCCCAACAAAAAGUGAGAGAGGAGGACAUUGCUCAAAGUCAAAGCAUUAGGAGAACGAAGCGACGCCACAAAGCGGCAUACGGAGAAUACGGCAAAAGGAGAGCAAAAGCAAAAGCAAAAGCGACGGGUCAAAAGUAAAGUGCAUACUGUGCGGGGGGUAGUGCUGACGAAAAAUAUGCGCCCGUUGUAGAACCAACUGAAGAAGAAGAAGAAGCAGAAACAAUAAGCAAUAUUAUAAUAAUAGCAACUAGCAGCCAAUAAAUACCACAAAGAACGCAUGCGUGGGUAGCCGAGGUCGAGUCGAAGAUGUUGAUAAUUUUUCUGCCUGACGCUGCUACUGCUGCCUUAAUGCCAGUUUAAUAUCAACUACCUCCAACAAUAAUAAAAGCAACAAUAAACAAAAAAAACAAAAGAAUUAAUCGUAAGAGCAGCAGCCUUUGCCUAGCUACACUGAGUGACAGCAAGACGAACGCCACCUACCGUCGACCGUACGCACAACACGAUAGCGAGAGUCUGAGCAAGAGCCUUAAACGUCACAAUAACAAAAAAAAAAAAAAGCAAUACAAACAACGGCAAAAACAAAUAAUAUUAAAAACAAAGACCAGCGAGACACCUAGACGCUUGCGUUGCACAUGUGCAUGUGUGUGUCGGUGUGCGUGUGCGUGUCCGUGUCGGCGUCUGUGUCCGUGUCCGUGUCGUAGUAGUAGCUCGUGGUGCUGCUACCCGUUCCCCUCCUGCUACCACCACCCAUACACGAACGGGCAACUGGGGUUCCGGUGGGCGGCGGAUCCGUGAUUGACUGUUAUCACAUUGCCUUGCCCGCCAAUAUGGCGUGCCUUAACACACUAAAGCAAGAAAUCAAAACACUGGAGAAAAUCUUUCCGAAGAACCACGAACGUUUUCAGAUACUCAAUUCCAGCGUAGAUGAACUUUUGUGCAGGUUCAUCGAUAAGAAUGGCAAGCGUUACGACAUACAUGCAAACAUAACGGAAACUUAUCCAUCAUCGCCGCCAGUUUGGUUUGCCGAAAGCGAGGAGACGAGCGUUACAAAUGCCGUGCAAAUCCUUAGCAACACAAAUGGCCGCGAUAAUCAUGUGAUUAAUCAGGUUGGCAUAUUGCUACGUGAGCUAUGCCGUUUACAUAAUGUUCCACUGCCACCCGAUAUUGAUAAUUUAACGCUGCCGCUACAGACGCCGCCGCCCUCCGCAUCGCCGUUACGCUUGGAGCGUGGCGGUGGCGGGGGCGUUGGCGGUGGGCCGGGACCGCAUGGCAACGAGGAGACCGACUCGGAUCAGGAUGAGAUUGAGGAUCCCAUCGGCGAGAGCGAACAGGAGAGCGAGGGCGACGAGGAUCUACCAUUGGAAAUGGACGAUGUACGGAAUACAAAUAAACAGAAAGAUGACAUGGAGGUGGAACAUUUAGCGACUUUAGAAAGACUGCGUCAAAGUCAAAGACAAGACUAUUUAAAAGGUUCAGUUUCUGGUUCAGUGCAGGCAACCGAUCGCCUCAUGAAGGAACUACGUGAUAUUUAUCGGUCCGAUGCGUUCAAAAAGAACAUGUACUCGAUUGAGCUGGUGAACGAUUCCAUUUAUGAAUGGAAUAUACGGCUCAAAUCUGUGGAUCCGGACAGUCCCCUACACAGCGAUCUGUUGCAGCUGAAGGAGAAGGAGGGCAAGGAUAGCAUACUGCUGAACAUACUCUUCAAGGAGACGUAUCCAUUCGAGCCGCCUUUCGUUCGUGUCGUGCAUCCCAUCAUCUCAGGUGGCUAUGUGCUCAUCGGCGGUGCCAUUUGCAUGGAACUGCUGACCAAACAAGGCUGGAGUUCCGCCUACACAGUCGAAGCCGUGAUCAUGCAAAUUGCCGCGACGCUGGUCAAGGGCAAGGCGCGCAUACAAUUUGGUGCUACCAAGCAGGCGCUCACCCAGGGUCAAUACAGCUUGGCACGGGCCCAACAAAGCUUCAAAUCGCUAGUGCAGAUCCACGAGAAGAAUGGUUGGUUCACGCCGCCGAAGGAGGAUGGCUAAGGUUUGUUUGUCGUUUAACGAGUUCUGUAAGCUUAAGGAACGGAACGGACGUUUGCCAAGUUCGUCGCCGCGCUCAUCCAUAUAAAAAACCUAACCCAAAAAAUACCAGACACAUGCGGCUAGAUAAGCCACAUCCGAGUGUAUCAGUAGAAGAAGCAGAAGCCUCAGCCAGAGCCGGCGCAGCAGCCGGCGCAGUAGCAGCAACAGCAGAAGCAGCAGAAGCAACAGCAAAAGCAAAAGCAGCAUGCAAAAUCGAACCCGCCAUUCAAACAUUAUUUCUAUAAUGAACGUUGCCGUCGUUCACGUCGUUAAGUUCUGCAAUUUGUGUAUACUUGAUAAAUACAUGCAUAUAUGCUUACACACAUACAUACAUACAUAAUGCAAAUAAAUCGAAUUAAGAUUGUAAUCUAUAA